Heterobasidion irregulare TC 32-1 is the source of this 4051-nucleotide messenger RNA. RefSeq lists its product as uncharacterized. Gene Ontology annotation, molecular function: lipid binding. The transcript is spliced from 11 exons. The record is from RefSeq and is a predicted model, not a curated record. Bases 1 to 3651 code for a protein of 1216 amino acids. Gene Ontology annotation, cellular component: plasma membrane; eisosome filament. Gene Ontology annotation, biological process: eisosome assembly; endocytosis; negative regulation of protein kinase activity. NCBI's taxonomy places the organism in Eukaryota, Fungi, Basidiomycota, Agaricomycetes, Russulales, Bondarzewiaceae.
AUGCGUUCGAUUGUACUUGCCACUCUCGCCCUUUCCGUUGUAUCAACUUCGGCUGCCGCCGCCGGCUCGUUCGCUGCUUCGACCAUCAACGGUCUCCUGGCCCUUGCGCAUGAGCCCCAAUCCAUUUACGCUCGACAGUCACUCGAUCCUAGUACCCUUCCUGCUGCGUGCAAACCAGCUUGCACUCCGAUCUAUACCACCUUGAAUGACUGCACGACUGCUGCAUGUACCUGCACCAUCACGAAUGGCGAUGAACUCGAGGGCUGUAUCAACUGCCUGGUCUCUCUCUCGCCUACAACGUCUCAGAUUCAGCUGGGACAGGAAGUUCUCAACAACUAUGAUGACUUGUGUUCUGGAAGCGGGAUCGCCGUCCCUUCGCUAUCUCUUUCGUAUAGCGCCAGCCCAUCCGCUUCGGUUGUUACCGCAACCAAUACUCGUUCGAUCAUAACCGCCACAAACGUCGGCUUGAGCACUGUCGCAUCUUCUUCGAGAACAAUCACGGCGGCUGCGACUACAAGCUCCAUCGCUGACUCUUCUAACACCAAUGAUGCAUCUUUGGGCCCACAAGGUGUAAGCAGCAGUAGCAGUGUUCCCAGUGGGAUUUUUGGCAACGGCGCGAUGUCUAUCGAAGUCUCCAAGGCAAGAGUUGCGUGUGGAGUCUGCAAACCGCCAUGCUGGAGCAAAGAAGAACAGGAGACGUGGGGAAAUGAUCGAGGCGGCAACGGGAAGCGCCGGGUGGAGCGCACGGCGCACACAGCCUCCCCAACUUCGUCUUCACCGACGACGACGACGACGACGACGGCGACGGGGCGUGCAAUGGUACACCGGCCAACCGACUCUCGCUUGCUGUCCAACCUACUCACACACGAACGAGACUACACGAAACAGCUCCUCUCCUUACUCGACUCGGCUUCACAUGCAUCUCUAUCCUCCUUUGCCGCAUAUGCCUCGGCAUCACCUCCCACUGUCUCGCGCGCCGUAGUGGCCGUCGCGGGAUCGCUAGCGGGCGCGGACGACGCGCUGAGGAGAUACGCGCAGUCUGUGGACGCAUGGCGCGAACACCUCACGAGGCUGAAAGGCCUUGAGGACGAUGUCGGAAACAUCAUGCGCGACCGCGAAAUUUUAGUCACACGUCUCAUCAAGGCCUCGAAACACCAGAAACCGACCCGCGACUCCUUCAUAGCCAACAUCGGACCCUCCCCCUCUUCCAUGUCCCAGUCCUCUCUUAGCUCGUCCAACUCGACCUCUCCCGCUUCGUCUAAACUAUCCGCCGCACAGGCCGAACUGCAAGCAUGCGAAACACACCUUGCUACUAAAGAGCGCGAGCUCGAUGCCAUGCGCGUUAGCGCAGUUAGACAGGGUCUCUACGUGCGAUGCACGGCCAUGGUGGAGUGCGGCUGGACAUGGGGAGAGAUGGGAAAGGAAGGCCUGCGCGCACUGGAAGGCAUGGACAUGUCCAAUAGCCAUGCGAACGACAUACACAAACCAUUACCAGACCCAAUGCACCAUCCACUAGGCUCAGACAUGUCCUCACUAGGACCUUCACAGUCUGCGUCUCAAAUUGCCCUCCCUCUCGAGAAUGGAUUUGCAGAGCAUGGAUGUAUGCGCGCAGCAAGCCCUAAUUCACACCGAGCCUCAGAAGAAAACGAAAGAUACAUGCUUCACAUCGAGCCCGCGCACUCGAUCUCAGAGUUCGUGCUCCCACAACGUAUCGGGAUGGAGCGCCGCAUUACCGAGGAGGACGAGCCCCCAGACGGCAGCAGCUCCUCGGAAAACGGAGAAGCGGGCCCACUUCAGGUCGUAGAGAACGCCCGAUUCGCGCAGGCGGCCCCCGAGGCCUCCGGCCGGACGGCGCUUCCCCGCCGGUUCACGUUACGCUCGCAUCAGCGGCGGGGAAGCGGGAGCAGUGUCUCGGAACGCCUGCCGAUCCCGCAGAGGGGCGGUUCGAACGGUAUGACGUCAAGUGUGUCUGAGCCUCAGGUCGCGAUGCCGAGGGAAAGGAAGACGAGCGGAAUUUUUGGAAGCAUCGCGGGCUUGUUCAGGAGCGGGCAGAAGGGAGAUAAUGGACGGUGGAAGACGCGGACGGAGAAGAAUCUGAAGCAGGCGCGCAAAGGGGAGAGCGACAGCGAGGACGAGGCGCCUCAGCGCAGAAUGCCGUUUACACGGAGGGCGUCGGAAGAGGAGACGGUUCGCCGCCGCCCGCAGGCGAACGGAAGUCCUGGUGGGCAGAGGCUGAAAAAACGGAGUUUACGACGAGCGCCUGAUGCGGAUACCAGCGCAGCGGAGAAUGGGUGGGCGAGCGAGGGUGGCUUGGCGAUGGGUUCAAGGACUCGGAAAGGGAAGGGAAGGGCAGAAACUUCGCUGGCUCUGGAAGUGCCUGCUCUGCCGUCUGCGACGACGCACAAGGCCAAGGUCGGUCGGACGCAGUCCAUGUCUCAGGCGGGCCCAUCGACGCUUUCGCACAAUAGUUCGUUGUCGAGGACGAGUGGCAUGAGCACGAGCUCCGCUCCUCCAUUGGUCACGAACGUCUUCCGUAGAGUGUCUCCUGCGUCGGCGCCCCCAGUCGAGCAUCCUCCGGGAGGCGGUAUCACAGCUUCGCAAUCCACGGGCGCAGUGAAUCGCAGCACGUCGACAGCGCGCAAACGCGCAUCGGCGCCUCCGACGAGUAAGGCGGCGACCUGGACGGGUUCCCAUCCCCACCCCCAAUCAAGCGCGCACACCCAUGCUCGCGCAGCAUUGUCUAACGGCCAGCCAGGCCAGCCGUCAUUGAUGUCGAUCGUAGAAGGUGUGACGCGAACAAACAGAGACGGUUGGGCAGCACACACACGGGAAGUGGACCUCAGUCCGGCAAGUAGUCCUGAUGCAAGCCCUGGGGGCGGCGGGCUGGUCAGCGUCAAGGCGCCGCCUCCGCUGAAAGACUACAAUCUUCGAGGAGAAGGCGGAAAGGGCCUUGCGUUCGAGAGCGUCGUCGCGCCUCCACCUUUGACCGGCCCAGGCUCUGCAGGCACGAACGCGAAGGUGGAGGUUCCAAAGUCGCUCGAAUUGGCCAGGCCGAUGCCGAUUCCUGCGAAGAUGCCAUUGCGGAGCGCUCUGAAGAGCCCGAGCCGGACGCCUUCCCCGAUGCGUGCGCCGCCUGUUCACAGAAUGCCUCAGCACUCAUCGCCUCAACUACAAUCGUCGUCGUCUAAGGCCAUCGAGCAAGUUUUGCCCGACAAAGAGGACGACGACACUUCUUCUAUAUCGUCGUACGAGACAGGUCACGAAGUUUUCGACGAUGAGCCAGAGCCAGAGGUUCCCCCUCCCCCACCAGAGAAGUCUGGCCCACGGUCAACAGGGUCAGACGUGUCUUCCUCAACCCUCACCGCGUUUGGGAAUGCUAAUGGAACUGCCAACGGAACCGCCGACGCGAACGAGGCGAUCGCUCCGCCUGUUCGAAGAAAGUCCGUGCGGAUGUCUCUCCAGCCUACUUUUUCUCCUACGCCGCCAGCCGUGGAAGACGAUGACGAUGGUCAGCUAUGGAAUGGCCCAAGAACCUCGAACGGAAAGGCGCAUCUGGAGGUGGACGGCUUGUGGGUCGACUCAAGUGACGAGGAUGAGGAGUACUCGAGAGCAAAGGCUGCGUUGCGGAGGGUGUCAAAGAAGAAGUGGUGAGCUCCUCACGUCAGAUUUAGCAUUCCAGACACGCGCUUGGAUCUCUUUCUCCGCUCGUUUGACAAGGACAAGGACAUUCACCCGAUCAGCCUUUGCACAGCCAAUUCGGCGCUCAUAUAUGUAUUCAUGUGUAUUCUGAUUUUGAUUUAUUUUUUAUUCCUUCAAUUCGUUCUCUGUGAUUGGUUCGUGCCCUUCUAUACUUCUCAUGGUAUUUUCCUUGUUCGACUGCGUCCUUUUACUCUUGUAGACCAUACUCUACAGCACGAUAGUCCUAGUCACGAUAUCACCAUUAUUUUGCGACCGGAUCGGCCAAGCCCCUCAGUCCCUUCCCCGCCAUACGAUACUCGACAAUCGUCGACGUCAUAACCUCGUCCCGAGAAUUCAAUUACAUAAUAUAGUG